GGAGCCAGUAGAGCAGCGGUACUGUGUCGAGUGUGACACGACCUUUAAGAGGAUUUCCAUCUUUAAGAAGCACUUUCUUGAGAACCAUUCGGGCGUGCCUAAACCUAAGUAUCCGUGCGAACAUUGCGGAAAAGUGAUGUCCAACAAAACUACGUUCCAAAACCAUGUACGGCUCUUCCAUGAAGGCAAGACCGACUACUGCUGUCACAUCUGCGGCAAGUAUUUGUCGAAUGCGCAGGCGCUGAAACAGCAUUUGGACACGCACAACAAUGUAAAACAACCGAAGACCAAGAAGUGCAACAUAUGCGGACGCUUGUUUGUGAGCAACAGAAUUCUACGUUACCAUACAUACACACACACGGGCGAGCGACCGUACCAAUGUCCGCACUGCGAAACGGCUUUCUCGCAGCCGCACUGCCUUCGUAUACACUUGAUGAAACAGCACAACAUUGACGCCAGGGUGAAAGUGGACGGGACGAUCACUGAAAUGACUGGGACGGAAAUAGUUGAUUGUGUCACAAGGGAGCAAAGUGACGUCUUUACGGCGAGGUCGUACUUUGAUUCCUAAACGAAGCGAAGGAUUAUUAUAUUACAGAAUCCUGAGCGUAGCGAGGAAUUCAAGUGCGCUACGCCCAACGCCCAAGAUGGAAAUAAUUUUGCUACCAUGUUACAGAUACUGCUUUUUAUAUCACCCAUUAGGUAGUUGUAGUGUUUAAAAAUAUUAUUUAAGAUAAAAAAAAAUGAUAUAAUAAACUAGAACAGAAAAAUGUCACUUCGAUCCCUCCUAGCAGGCAAGAAAAGUGCUACUUUGAUCCUGGCAGGAAAGAGAAAGCCCUUUUUCGAAUAGGGGAUAUUACUGCCAUGUUCUGCCGCCAGAGUGCAGCACUCCGACUCUAGUAAGUUCAUAGACUUAUACAUACUGUGCCUUAAACUGUUUAUUGACAAAUUUUCGCAGACAAUAAAAUAUGACAUUGGUGCAUCAAGGCGGCUUGUUAACAAGGGCCUUACCGGUAAACGUGAAAAUCGAAAUUUAGUUAUCUGCCUCUUUAUCGCUCGAAUAUGCAAGAGUGAUAGAGAGAUUAGAUAACGAAAUUUCGAUUUUCUUGUUUCGCGGUAGGCCCAUAGACCUACCAUCCGCUCGCGCUUGACAGACAGCUGAAGUGUGCGAAAGGGAAGCCAUCACGUAUAUGAACAUCCCAUGAGUGCGAAAGAGUCAGACUACCAAAGAGAAAACGUAACCACUUUUGAGUUUGACGACGGCCGCGGACGGCCAAGAGCU
This is a messenger RNA of Cydia splendana, 1279 nucleotides long. Its product is annotated as zinc finger protein 69-like. The coding region runs from base 137 to 568 and encodes 143 amino acids. The record is from RefSeq and is a predicted model, not a curated record. The transcript is spliced from 4 exons. Lineage: Eukaryota; Metazoa; Arthropoda; Insecta; Lepidoptera; Tortricidae.